Messenger RNA from Plasmodium adleri (nom. inval.), 1032 nucleotides. Its product is annotated as pre-mRNA splicing factor, putative. Gene Ontology annotation, biological process: generation of catalytic spliceosome for second transesterification step; RNA splicing. Gene Ontology annotation, cellular component: U4/U6 x U5 tri-snRNP complex; U5 snRNP; U2-type post-spliceosomal complex. The transcript is spliced from 10 exons. The record is from RefSeq and is a predicted model, not a curated record. Bases 1 to 1032 code for a protein of 343 amino acids. Lineage: Eukaryota; Apicomplexa; Aconoidasida; Haemosporida; Plasmodiidae.
AUGGACUCGCUGGAUAGUUUGAUAAAAAAGAAAAAAGAAGAAAUAAAAGAAAUUAAAGGAAACAAAAGAUGGUUUAAACAAGCAGAUUUGGAAAAUCAAAAGAAUAAAGAGAUUAAUAACUUUUAUGAAAAAGAACUAAAAAAAAAAAAAAUUGAAGAAUAUGAAAGAUUAAAGAAAUUAAAUGAUACAUUAGAUGAAAAACAUAAAAAAAAUAAUGCGGAUGUGGAAAAUGAGGAAACAAAUAUAGAAAUAACAUUAAGUAAUAAACAAAUUAUUAUAUUACUUCGUCAAUUAAAAGAACCUAUUAGAUUAUUUGGAGAAACAGACCUACAGAGAUAUAAUAGAUUGAAGGAGUUAAAAAUAAAUAAAAAUGAAUUAAAAAUUAAUGAGCAAAACAUUUUUGGAGAUGUUUUAAGAGGAAGAUUAAAGGAAAAUGCGUUAGAUUUAAUUGAAGAUAACAUAGAAGAUGAAAUUGAAAAAGUCUCUGAUAAAAAAGAUAAGAACAAUUCAAACGUUUCAAUAAGUGAAAAGGAAAAUAAUGAAAAAGGAAAAAAAAUAGAUAAAGAAAAAAUAAUACUUGAAUGGAUAAAAAGAACUAUGAAAGAAUGGAAUGAAGAAAUUGAAAAUACUGUAGACAGUAAGAAGAAAAUAAAACAGGCCACAUAUUUACAAACACAUAAGGAUUUGAAGCCAUUAGAAAAAAAAUUAAAACAAAAAACAUUGGAAUCUGAUAUCCUUGAUAAAAUAUAUAAUAUUGUUUCUUGUUGCCAAGAAAAAAAUUUUAAAGCUGCUCAUGACGCAUAUAUGUUAUUAGCCAUCGGAAAUGCUGCAUGGCCAAUGGGAGUUACGAUGGUUGGUAUUCAUGAACGAGCAGGAAGAUCAAAAAUUUAUGCAUCAGAGGUUGCUCAUAUAUUAAAUGAUGAAACAACUAGAAAAUAUAUUCAAAUGAUUAAAAGGUUAUUAUCAUUUUGUCAAAGAAAGUAUUGCACAAACCCAUCUGAAGCCGUUAAUUUAUCUACAAUUCAUAUAUGA